AUGCAAUGGUAUCCAGUUGGCGAAGAUACUCGUAGCCUGUUUUUAAAUUUAACUACUCCACGUUAUUUUCAUAAUGUGGAAAUAUUUUUAGAAGAUAUAUCCAACCAUUCAGAGACAGAAUGGUUACAUUUGUUAAGUUUACAACAAAUUAUACGUUUACAAUAUCUUCAGGCUAAUGAGUCCGUUGGAUUAGCAUCAUACAUCCAUAGCGGGAAAAAGUAUAUUACUUUUAAACAAACUAUUCAUUAUUCAAAUAAGACUGAGGAGAAAUGGAAGUCAUGUUGGCAAGCAGUAAAGCAUGAUCUUUAUGAAGAAUCAAUUUGUCACUCAUCGAAAAAUCAUUCAAUCACAUUAAUUAAAGGUUUCAAGAUCUACUUCAGUUAUAUUCCACCAAGAAAGCAACAACAUCUUGGAAAUGUAUUAUAUAAUGCAACAAAAAUCAUUUCCAAUGGUCAUAAACUUAGGGAACAAGCCCAUGUGAAGCUGAAAUAUUUUCAGAACACAAUAACCCAUGUAUCUUCAAAAAAGCCAAAAAGCUUACAAUGUGACCAUAAUCUUGAUAAAUGGUCCAGUGGUCCUUUCAGAUCAUAUAACCUUCAAGCUAAUGACAAACAGUACAUAAAAUAUCGGAGUAUAGACCUUGUACCGAUUAAAAAUUUGUGGAAGACAGGGAUUGCAAAUUGUCAAAGCACAGCACCAAUAGGACCACAAAUAUGUAAUUGUCCGGUUCUCUAA
Molecule: messenger RNA, 735 nt
Organism: Heterobilharzia americana
Lineage: Eukaryota; Metazoa; Platyhelminthes; Trematoda; Strigeidida; Schistosomatidae
Source: the annotation of a GenBank genome assembly